Leguminivora glycinivorella is the source of this 6124-nucleotide messenger RNA. Its product is annotated as clathrin heavy chain. Gene Ontology annotation, biological process: intracellular protein transport; receptor-mediated endocytosis. Gene Ontology annotation, cellular component: clathrin-coated endocytic vesicle; clathrin coat of trans-Golgi network vesicle; cell cortex. Lineage: Eukaryota; Metazoa; Arthropoda; Insecta; Lepidoptera; Tortricidae. The transcript is spliced from 29 exons. The record is from RefSeq and is a predicted model, not a curated record. Gene Ontology annotation, molecular function: clathrin light chain binding; structural molecule activity. Bases 319 to 5364 code for a protein of 1681 amino acids.
GUGGCAGCUGCGGGUGUUGUAGAAUUUUUCGUAAUUUCUCUACAUAUUAAAGAAGUUAUCAAGUCCUAUUUUUCCUUAAUGUAGAAAUAAAUCGAUUGUGUGAGUGAAUAAAUAGCUACGUCAUUAUAAAUCCAUAAAUUAUUUCAUAGAUAUUCGGCCGUUGUCAUUCUCGCUUUCGAGAACGCCAUGUUGAUUGUCAAAAGUGUUUUCCGAUGAGACAGCAGUGAAAAGAAUUUUUUGUGUUAUCAUUUCAGACUGCGAUUUGGAAGAGUCGUGUGUAAUUUAAAUCGGUCUAGUUAGAGUGAAGAUCUAGCAGCCAUGGCGCAAGUAUUGCCUAUUCGGUUCCAGGAGCACCUGCAGCUCACAAAUGUUGGCAUCAAUCCAGCUUCCAUUUCCUUCAACACCCUCACAAUGGAGUCGGACAAGUUCAUCUGCGUCCGGGAGAAAGUCGGAGAGACUGCAGAAGUGGUCAUCAUCGAUAUGGCGGACCCCACCAAUCCUAUAAGAAGGCCGAUCAGUGCUGAUUCAGCUAUAAUGAAUCCGGCCAGCAAGGUUAUUGCACUGAAGGGGAAGGCUGGUGUUGAAGCCCAAAAGACACUACAGAUCUUCAACAUCGAGAUGAAAUCCAAAAUGAAGGCCCACACCAUGACCGAAGACGUCGUUUUCUGGAAGUGGAUAUCCCUGAACACACUUGCCUUGGUCACCAAGAUGUCAGUGUACCACUGGUCUAUGGAGGGCGACUCGACGCCCGUCAAGAUGUUCGACCGGCAUUCUUCGCUCGCUGACUGCCAGAUUAUCAACUACAGGACUGAUCCGAAGCAGCAGUGGCUUCUGCUUGUGGGUAUCUCCGCCCAGCAGAACCGCGUGGUAGGCGCCAUGCAGCUCUACUCUGUAGAGCGCAAGUGCUCCCAGCCCAUCGAGGGUCAUGCCGCCUCCUUCGCCACCUUCAAGGCCGAAGGCAACGCUGAACCUUCGACGCUCUUCUGUUUCGCCGUGAGGACUGCUCAGGGCGGCAAACUCCAUGUCAUUGAGGUUGGGCAGACACCAGCAGGCAACCAGCCCUUCCCGAAGAAGGCUGUGGACGUGUUCUUCCCGGCCGAAGCGCAGAAUGACUUCCCAGUCGCUAUGCAGGUCUCCCCCAAAUAUGACGUCAUCUAUCUCAUCACCAAAUACGGGUACAUCCACAUGUACGACAUCGAAACUGGGACAUGUAUCUACAUGAACCGCAUCUCCUCGGAUACCAUCUUUGUGACGGCUCCCCAUGAGGCCACUGGCGGCAUCAUUGGCGUGAACCGCAAAGGCCAAGUCCUCUCCGUGACCGUAGAAGAGGACUCCAUCGUGCCGUACAUCAACACGGUGCUGCAGAAUCCUGAGCUGGCCCUACGCUUGGCUGUUCGCAACAACUUGGCCGGCGCUGAGGAACUCUUCGUCAGGAAGUUCAAUAUGCUGUUCACUAACGCCCAGUACGGAGAGGCGGCCAAGGUGGCAGCAAUGGCGCCGCGAGGCAUUCUCCGCACGCCGCAGACCAUCCAGCGUUUCCAGCAGGUUCCAACCCAGCCUGGACAAACGUCGCCCCUGCUCCAAUAUUUCGGCAUCUUGCUCGACCAGGCGCAGCUUAACAAGUUCGAGUCGCUCGAGCUUUGCAAGCCAGUCUUGUUGCAAGGUCGCAAGCAGCUGCUCGAAAAGUGGCUGAAAGAGGAAAAGCUAGAAUGCUCCGAGGAGCUGGGAGAUCUGGUGAAGCAAGUGGACCCCACGCUGGCUCUGUCCGUGUACCUGCGGGCGAACGUGGCCAGCAAGGUCAUCCAGUGCUUCGCCGAGACUGGCCAGUUCCAGAAGAUUGUGCUCUAUGCUAAGAAGGUUGGCUACACGCCAGACUACAUCUUCCUGCUACGGUCCGUGAUGCGCACGAACCCCGAGCAAGGCGCCGGCUUCGCUGGCAUGCUGGUCGCUGAAGAUCCACCUCUGGCUGAUAUCAACCAGAUAGUGGACGUGUUCAUGGAGCAGAACAUGGUGCAGCAGUGCACUGCCUUCCUGCUGGACGCGCUCAAGAACAACCGCCCCGAGGAGGGGCCGCUGCAGACCAGGCUCCUGGAGAUGAACCUGAUGUCAGCACCCCAAGUGGCCGACGCGAUCCUCGGCAACGCGAUGUUCACGCGCUACGACCGCGCGCACGUGGCGCAGCUGUGCGAGAAGGCCGGCCUGCUGCAGCGCGCGCUCGAGCACUACACCGACCUGUACGACAUCAAGCGGGCUGUGGUCCACACCCACCUGCUGUCAGCCGAAUGGCUGGUCACCUACUUUGGCAGCCUGUCGGUCGAGGAUUCCCUCGAAUGCCUCAAGGCCAUGCUCCAAGCCAACAUCCGCCAGAACCUGCAGAUCUGCGUCCAGAUCGCUACCAAGUACCACGAACAGUUGACUACAAAGGCGCUUAUUGAGCUGUUUGAGAGCUUCAAGACUUAUGAGGGACUCUUCUACUUCCUUGGGUCCAUUGUCAACUUCAGCCAGGACCCAGAAGUUCACUUCAAAUACAUUCAGGCUGCCUGCAAGACCGGUCAAAUCAAGGAAGUCGAGCGCAUUUGCCGCGAAUCCAACUGCUAUAACGCUGAGCGCGUCAAGAACUUCCUCAAGGAAGCGAAACUACCUGACCAGCUGCCUCUCAUCAUCGUGUGCGAUCGCUUCGACUUUGUACAUGACCUAGUACUGUACCUGUACAGGAACAGUCUGCAGAAGUACAUCGAGAUCUACGUGCAGAAGGUGAACCCCUCGCGUCUGCCUGUUGUCGUGGGCGGCCUCUUGGACGUGGACUGCACAGAGGACAUCAUCAAGAACCUCAUCCUGGUUGUGCGAGGACAGUUCUCUACUGAUGAACUGGUGGCUGAGGUCGAGAAGAGAAACAGACUGAAACUGCUGCUGCCUUGGCUAGAAACGCGAGUGCACGAGGGCUGCAAUGAACCCGCCACACACAACGCGCUUGCCAAGAUCUACAUUGACUCCAACAACAACCCCGAACGCUUCCUCAAGGAGAACCAAUGGUACGAUUCCCGCGUAGUGGGCAAGUACUGCGAGAAGCGCGACCCGCACCUCGCGUGCGUGGCGUACGAGCGCGGACAGUGCGACCGCGAGCUCAUCGCCGUCUGCAACGACAACUCGCUCUUCAAGACGCAGGCGCGCUACCUCGUGCGCCGCCGAGACCAGGAGCUCUGGCUGGAGGUGCUCGCCGAGUCCAACCCGUACAAGCGGCAGCUCAUCGACCAGGUGGUCCAAACAGCUCUCUCAGAAACGCAAGACCCCGAAGACAUUUCCGUGACAGUGAAGGCAUUCAUGACCGCCGACCUGCCCAAUGAGCUCAUUGAACUGCUCGAGAAGAUCGUGCUCGACAACUCCGUGUUCUCAGACCAUAGGAACCUGCAGAACUUGCUUAUCCUCACAGCAAUAAAGGCGGACCGCACUCGCGUUAUGGAGUACAUCAACCGCCUCGAUAACUAUGACGCGCCCGACAUCGCCAACAUCGCCAUCAACAACGAGCUCUACGAGGAAGCCUUCGCCAUCUUCAAGAAGUUUGACGUCAACACCUCUGCCAUCCAGGUGUUGAUAGAACAAGUGAAGGACCUAGAGCGCGCGAACGAAUUCGCCGAGCGCUGCAACGAGCCCGGCGUCUGGUCUCAGCUCGCCAAGGCCCAACUGCAACAAGGCCUGGUGAAGGAAGCUAUCGACUCCUACAUCAAGGCUGAUGAUCCAUCUGCCUACAUGGAUGUGGUUGCUACUGCCACACAGGAAGAGUCUUGGGACGACCUCGUCAGAUACUUGCAGAUGGCCCGCAAGAAGGCGCGCGAGUCCUACAUCGAAUCGGAACUCAUCUACGCGUACGCCCGCACCGGCCGCCUCGCUGACCUCGAAGAAUUCAUCUCCGGGCCCAACCACGCUGAUAUACAGAAGAUCGGAGACAGAUGCUUUGAUGACAAGAUGUAUAACGCUGCCAAGUUGCUCUACAACAAUGUUAGCAACUUCGCAAGGCUGGCUAUUACGCUCGUGCACCUAAAGGAGUUCCAGGGCGCGGUUGACAGCGCACGUAAAGCCAACUCCACACGCACGUGGAAGGAGGUGUGCUUCGCGUGUGUGGACGCCGGCGAGUUCAGGCUGGCGCAGAUGUGCGGCCUGCACAUCGUGGUCCACGCGGACGAACUAGAGGACCUCAUCAACUACUACCAAGACCGAGGACAUUUCGACGAGCUGAUCAGCCUACUAGAAGCAGCACUAGGUCUGGAGCGCGCUCAUAUGGGCAUGUUCACGGAGCUGGCCAUCCUCUACUCCAAGUACAAGCCCGCCAAGAUGCGCGAGCACCUCGAGCUGUUCUGGUCCCGGGUCAACAUCCCCAAGGUUCUACGCGCGGCUGAGCACGCGCAUCUAUGGUCGGAGCUGGUGUUCCUGUACGACAAAUACGAGGAGUACGACAACGCGGCGCUUACCAUGAUGCAGCACCCCACCGAGGCCUGGCGCGAGGGACACUUCAAGGACAUCAUCACUAAAGUGGCAAACAUGGAACUCUACUACCGGGCGAUCCAAUUCUACCUGGACUACAAGCCUCUCCUCCUGAACGACCUGUUGCUCGUGCUAGCGCCGCGCAUGGACCACACUCGCGCCGUGAGCUUCUUCACCAAGGCGGGCCACCUGCAGCUCGUGAAGGCCUACCUGCGCUCCGUGCAGAGCCUCAACAACAAGGCCGUCAACGAGGCGCUCAACUCGCUGCUCAUCGACGAGGAGGACUACCAGGGACUACGAACAUCGAUAGACGCAUUUGACAACUUCGACACAAUCGCGCUCGCGCAACAACUGGAGAAACACGAGCUCACAGAGUUCAGAAGAAUCGCCGCGUACCUAUACAAAGGAAACAACCGGUGGAAGCAGUCCGUGGAGCUGUGCAAGAAGGACGCGCUGUACGCGGACGCCAUGGAGUACGCGGCCGAGUCGCGCCAGCCCGACGUCGCCGAGGAGUUGCUCGACUGGUUCCUGCAGCGCGACAACUACGAGUGCUUCUCCGCGUGUCUCUACCAGUGUUACGACCUAUUGAAACCCGACGUUGUUAUCGAAUUGGCGUGGAGGCAUAACAUCAUGGACUUCGCCAUGCCCUUCCUUAUCCAGACUGUCCGCGAACUGACGACGAAAGUGGAGAAACUCGAGGAGGCGGACGCGAAGCGCAGCACAGAGAGCGCCGAGAACGACACCAAGCCCGCCAUGAUGAUGGAGCCGCAGCUCAUGCUCACCGCCGGUCCGUCGAUGGCGUACCCGGGCGUGCCGGCGGGGUCGCCCUACGCCUACGCCGCGCAGGCGCCGUCGCCCGCGCCCUACCACGGCUACGGCAUGUAGGGCUCCGCGCUCCCGGGACCCGAGCACAAGUGAGCGCCCCCAGGCCCGCAGGGCCCACUAGGAACCAACCGAUACAUACAUUAUGUCUGAUACUCACUUUUAUCUCAGCUCUAAAAACAACUCUUCGGAAUAUUUGUCGGUUGAUAAUAUCGCAUGUGCCGUUCUCGAGCGAGAUAUCCACCACGUUGUCGCUUAACCCUGAGGACGUUCUGACGGGUGCAUUUUACUCGAGAAUGUCACUUUAUUACUGACGUUCUCACUUAUAAAAAAAUACUUUUGAAAAUACUACCUUUGGUAGACUAUUGUAGGACUGAGAUAAAAAUGACCAAAUUUUAGAUUUACGAUAGGGAUGAACGUUACGUCUCUCGCUGUUCUCGACUAGAAAACGGGAGAGAACGUAUAAGCUCCUGAAGUGUUCGUUAAACGCGAAUCGCGUACAUAAUAUCUUAAAAUAUGAACACAGAACAUGUUUUUUGACGAAUUUGCAUAUUAUCGUAAAAAUGAGAUUCAUCUCCCGUCGUAAAUCUAGAUAUAUUGAGACGUAAAAAUAACAUUCGAAAGCGAGUAGCGCUACAGAAAAAUCAAUCGUUAUUUAUCGUUCAUUGCAAAAUUCCAAUGGAGUCCCGGGCCCUCGGUCUCGUUGAUAUAAAGACGCGAGACACUAUGCACUUGCGACGCGGCACCGUUCCGUCGACGUCGGCUAUGUACGAUAGACAGAACUCCCACUCUUACCGAGGCUUAAGUUACGCUCUAGUAUUCU